GACGUUUAGAUAGUACAGUAUAUUGUUGUCGCUUACCAGAUUGGGCUUGUUGUCUAUGUAAACAGAGGACUCGAUCAGAGAGCUAAGUCAAGGUCAAAGUAUUUGAUCGAUCGAUGAUGGCUACCGGAGGUGGCGCUUGUAGAGAAGUGGUGGAAACACAGCCGAUGAAGUCUGCAAAUUUUGAUAUGGCCGCGGCAACGAAACGGAGACCGGAGAAAAGCAGUGCUCUGGUGAAGUAUGCCGGCGGGAGAGGUAGUGAGAAGAUGGAUAGGCGUUUGAAUAACGACGUGCACCAGCUGCUGGAGUGCCCUGUCUGCAGAAAUUCUAUGCUUCCACCGAUUUUUCAGUGUCCAAAUGGGCACACACUAUGCGCAAGCUGCAAUGGAGCGCAGGAGAAUUGUCCGACUUGCGAAUCUGAGCUGGGAGACAUCAGGUGCUUAGUCCUGGAAAAAGUGGCGGAGUCGUUGGAUCUUCCCUGCAGAUACCAAAGCGCGGGGUGUCAUGAUAUAUUCCCGUAUUACAGGAAGCUGAAGCACGAAAAACAUUGUAGAUUCCGCCCCUACAAAUGCCCCUACGCGGGAUCAGAGUGUUGUGUCACAGGCGACAUCCCGGCCCUGGUAAACCAUCUCAGGGAGGAUCACAAGGUCGACAUGCAUCACGGCUGCACCUUUAACCAUCGCUAUGUCAAGUCAGAUCCUCAACAAGUUGAAAACGCAACAUGGAUGCUCACUGUGUUUAACUGUCAUGGAAACCAGUUCUGCCUGCAUUUUGAGGCGUUCCCUCUGGGAACGACGCCGGUGUACAUGGCCUUUCUGCGCUUCAUGGGCGAAGACGACGAGGCUAAAUUGUUCAGCUAUUGCUUGGAAGUAGGCGGGCAUGGGCGCAAACUGACAUGGCAAGGAGUGCCAAGGAGUAUCCGUGAAAGCCAUAGAAAGGUUCGGGAUAGUCAAGAUGGGCUCAUAAUUCCAAGAAGCAUAGCGCUUUACUUCUCCGGCGGCGAUGGCCAAGAGCUUAAGCUAAAGUUCGGCGGAUAGCAGCAAGCGGUCGUGGAAGUCGCAGAAGCAGCCGGGGUGGCGGCUAAGGAGAACUGUGGCGGUGGAGACAGUGUUGGAGUCUUAGCUUGGUGUCUGUGACGGCAUUUGAUUGAGGCUGAGAGAGGCGGUGUUAGCAGCGUCGUGGGAGGAUGAGGGAGGGCGACGGUGGAGGUGUGGUGAGGGCGACGGAAAUGGCGUUGAAGAGUGGCGAUGGUGUGGUGAGAUCUGAUUUGGGCGACGACUAGGGUUGAGACUCGAGAGGCCUGAGAUCUAAAUCCAUUUCCUCUGCCUUUUAUUUAGAAAAGGUAGUGAAUAGCAAUAUUAAUUAAAUAUUAAAAUAAAUAUCCGCUACCCUUGCUAUGAGCAAAGGGUAGCGGAAAAUUUAUCCCAUUUUAUAUUUUUUGAAAACGGCUACCUUUGUUUUUAAAAGGGUAGUGGAUUCUUAUUCAUUUAUUUACAAUUAUGCCA
Molecule: messenger RNA, 1502 nt
Organism: Ipomoea triloba (trilobed morning glory)
Lineage: Eukaryota; Viridiplantae; Streptophyta; Magnoliopsida; Solanales; Convolvulaceae
Product: E3 ubiquitin-protein ligase SINAT2-like
Exons: 4
Coding region: 114-1034 (306 amino acids)
Biological process (GO): multicellular organism development; ubiquitin-dependent protein catabolic process
Cellular component (GO): cytoplasm
Molecular function (GO): protein binding; ubiquitin protein ligase activity; zinc ion binding
Source: RefSeq, a predicted model, not a curated record